GUGGCCACGUGGGUUGGGGCCGGGGCGGAGCUAAGGGGGGGCGUGUCUCCGCGAGCGGAAGCCGGAAGUAGCCGCAGGCCGCAGAUUCGCUCGGCGCCUCAAAAAGCGGAGCUCGCGCCCCGUUUUCUGCUCCCCGCGACCAUGGCGGGAGUGAAAGCCCUUGUUGGAUUAUCCUUCAGUGGAGCCAUUGGUCUAACGUUUCUUAUGUUGGGAUGUGCCCUAGAAUAUUAUGGUGUUUACUGGCCCCUGUUUGUCUUGAUAUUUUACAUCCUUUGUCCCAUUCCUCACUUCAUUGCAAAAAGAGUAAGCGAUGACACUGAUGCAGCUAGCAGUGCCUGCAGGGAAUUGGCCUAUUUCUUCACAACUGGAAUUGUUGUUUCUGCCUUUGGAAUGCCUAUAAUCCUUGCACGUGUUGAAGCGAUCAAGUGGGGAGCCUGUGGUCUUGUGCUAGCUGGCAAUGCAGUCAUUUUUCUUACCAUUUUAGGCUUUUUUCUUGUAUUUGGUAGAGGAGAUGACUUUAGCUGGGAGCAGUGGUAGGACUUCACUAUGAUGUUGGUGAUAUGCAACAUACAUGUUUAUAUACUGUAUAUAUGUAUGUGUGUACGUUGGAAUGUUUGUGCCUGCACAUGUAGCCUUAUGCUAUCCGAACAUAAUAUGCUUUUUUACACUUGUAUGUCAGCCAAAUUAAGGGGAAAAGAGCCUUCUGACAGCUUUUUUAAUAGGUACAGAAUAAGCUGAAAUCACAAUAGCUAAAUCUGUCCUUAAAUCUUUGUUUACACAGUGUGCACUAUUUUAUUGAUUUUUAGUUUUUAAUUUUGAUAUAAUACCAUUGGAAUGUAUGUUGGGAGUCAGCUAACAUAGCUGACAUUUUUAACAGCAUAAUCAAAAUGGGCCUAUAUAUUGACUGCACAGUUUAGUCUCCUGGUUUCGCUAACUUGAUUAACUUCUGUUAUGUGACUAGGAUGGAACAAAUAUUUGCCUUUGUAUUCAAAUAAUUGUAAUUUUCAGUAGCUUGUUCUCUCAGUUUAAAAAAAAAACCCAUUGAAUACCUAGAAUAGCUGCUGCCAAGUAUCUCAUGUCCUAUCCACGAUAAAG
This is a messenger RNA of Chrysemys picta bellii (western painted turtle), 1095 nucleotides long. It is a transcript of the gene LEPROT, whose product is annotated as leptin receptor overlapping transcript. Lineage: Eukaryota; Metazoa; Chordata; Testudines; Emydidae. Gene Ontology annotation, biological process: negative regulation of growth hormone receptor signaling pathway; late endosome to vacuole transport via multivesicular body sorting pathway. Gene Ontology annotation, cellular component: endosome. The record is from RefSeq and is a predicted model, not a curated record.